Molecule: messenger RNA, 135 nt
Organism: Dentiscutata erythropus
Lineage: Eukaryota; Fungi; Glomeromycota; Glomeromycetes; Diversisporales; Gigasporaceae
Source: the annotation of a GenBank genome assembly
AUGUUGCUUGCUUCUCACAAGAAAUGUAAUAUGCGCCAAGGUAAGCCUCAAAUGAGUCCACAUGCUGCCAAAACCUUAUUGGUAGACGAAAAGUUGGUCCUUGUGGGUGCAGCUUUUAAUGAUCAAAAAUAUUAA